AACCUUUUGUUUAAACUUAAAACCACAGAAGAGUGAACGAAACGCCAUUGUUUCUUUGCCGUAUCGCCCUCUUCCUCCAUUUCUCCAUUUAUUCAGAUAAUUUUGCCUUCAUUUCUUCAAAUUUGCCAUUCUCAUAUGAGCCCAAUAUAAUGCCAGUCUUCCACUCUUAUUUCCACAGCCGAUGUUACAGUAGGAUAUCGCAUUUCCUCCCUUCGUUUUGGUGACUCUCGAAACCGAAAUUUGAAUUGAGCUAUUCGAUGGUGCAGACCGUAUUGUUCGGCAAGUUUGGAAUGAAUGAAAUGAUGGUCCCAGCAACAAGCAAUUCCUGCACCUUUAGAUUACCUAGCGUUCUCCGCAAGGCAUUUACAUUACCAUUAGAAAGGAGAACAUGUGGAAAGGGAGUUUUACGAAAAUUUUCCACAUAUGCGUCGCCUAUGAUCUCUUCAACAGCUGCUCCCAUGGAUCAGCCACCCUCAUCUAUGGUAUUAGCUUCCCAGCUUUCACAAUCUGAUGUUCCACAGAGAUCAGAAGAGUGGUUUGCCCUUCGUAAGGACAGGCUGACUACAAGCACCUUCAGUACUGCAUUAGGAUUUUGGAGUGGGAACCGUCGUCUUGAGCUGUGGAAUGAGAAAGUAUUUGCAUCAGAAGCGCAAAUCUUGGAAUCUUCUAAGAAAGGUGCCAUGGAUUGGGGUGUGCUGAAUGAAGCAGCAGCUAUAGAUCAGUACAGGCAAAUCACAGGUCGUGAGGUGAGCUCAAUGGGUUUUGCUGUUCAUCCAAAAGAGGGGUUUGAUUGGCUUGGGGCCUCUCCUGAUGGUCUUCUUGGUUGCGUCCCUGGAGGUGGGAUACUUGAAGUCAAGUGUCCUUACAACAAGGGCAAGCCUGAAACUGCCUUGCCUUGGUCUGCCAUGCCUUUCUAUUACAUGCCUCAGUUGCAAGGUCAAAUGGAAAUAUUGGAUCGUGAUUGGGUUGAUUUAUAUUGCUGGACGCCAAAUGGAAGUACGAUAUUUCGCGUGUGCAGGGAGCGUGAGUAUUGGGACUUGAUACACAGGGUUUUACGUGAAUUUUGGUGGGAAAAUGUGAUUCCUGCUAGAGAAGCUGUGCUAUUAGGGAGGGAAGAAGAGGCCAAGUCAUAUAAGCCUCAAUCUAAACACAAACUGACAGGGUUGGUAAUUUCUAAAAGCAUAAAGUUAGCUAGUGCAUCAAAGCUGUUGUGUAGAGAGAUUGCAGGUCAUGUUGAAUUUUACAGGUGAUAAGAGGUCACAAGAAAGGUCAAGCAACUGGCUUGACGG
Neltuma alba is the source of this 1289-nucleotide messenger RNA. RefSeq lists its product as uncharacterized. NCBI's taxonomy places the organism in Eukaryota, Viridiplantae, Streptophyta, Magnoliopsida, Fabales, Fabaceae. The transcript has 2 exons. The record is from RefSeq and is a predicted model, not a curated record. Bases 258 to 1250 code for a protein of 330 amino acids.